Messenger RNA from Drosophila elegans, 2122 nucleotides. Its product is annotated as gastrulation defective protein 1 homolog. NCBI's taxonomy places the organism in Eukaryota, Metazoa, Arthropoda, Insecta, Diptera, Drosophilidae. Gene Ontology annotation, biological process: regulation of DNA double-strand break processing. The record is from RefSeq and is a predicted model, not a curated record. Gene Ontology annotation, molecular function: protein binding. The transcript has a single exon. The coding region runs from base 88 to 2046 and encodes 652 amino acids. Gene Ontology annotation, cellular component: nucleus; site of double-strand break.
UUACCAAAAUAGCCGCAUUUGUUCAGAGGGAAACUUUAGAGAAAUUGACUUAUAUUAAUUAAGAGCACAGUGUAAAAGCCAUAAGCCAUGCAACGUGGUAAAAUAUCGUUUGGAAAAAUCCAGUUGAAUAUUAAUAAACCGCCAGCCGAGACAAAAUCCAACGAAACCACAAAGAAAGAUGAGGAGGACUCAUCUGAGGCUAGUGGAAGUGGUGGCGGAUUUAAGAAAAUGGACAAAGUGCAGAUGAUUCGACAAAUCGAGGAUGUGGCCGAGGAUCUGGAGAGCCAGCACCUGAAGGAGGUGAUGGGCAUCAGUGGAUUCGGGCGCAAGGCGGCCAAGGUGUUCGACAUCAGCGAGCAGAUCGAAAAGGCCAGGAUUACGCGUCCAGGAUUGGACAGGAAGAAGGAGGAGACCACGGCGGAUAAGGGAGCUGAGGAUGAAGAAGACGUUAUAGGACCUCUACCCCCGUCUGCUGCGGAGGAAAAGGACAAAUCCACCAAAGAGCCUGCCAAAGCCGAAGAUUCCGAUGAUGAUUCCUCCGAUGAGGAUUCCGACGACGACGACGAGCAGAGCCUGGCCAAGAGGAUACCCUACACGCACGAAGUGCAGAUGCAGCACGGAUCGCGGGCUGUCCUGGCACUGGCCGGCGAUCCCUCGGGCGCCCGUUUGGUCUCCGGCUCGAUUGACUACGACAUGUGCUUCUGGGACUUUGCCGGCAUGGACUCCGGCAUGCGUAGCUUCCGACAGCUGCAGCCGUGCGAGAACCAUCCCAUACGCUCGCUCCAGUACUCCGUGACCGGCGACAUGAUCCUGGUCAUCUCGGGCAACGCCCAGGCCAAGGUGCUCGAUCGCGAUGGCUUCGAGAAGCUGGAGUGCUGCAAGGGCGACCAGUACAUCUCGGACAUGUCGCGAACCAAGGGACAUGUGGCGCAGCUUACCUCGGGCUGUUGGCAUCCCUUCAACCGGGAGCAGUUCCUAACGGCUGCCCUGGAUGGCACCCUGCGCAUCUGGCAGGGACUGCGGGCAAAGGAGCAGGUGCAGGUGAUCAAGACGCGGGCGCAGGGAGGACUGCGCACCAACGCCGCAUCGUGCAACUUCAACAGGGACGCCACACUCAUAGCAGCGGGAUGCGUGGACGGAUCAAUACAGACGUGGGAUACGCGCAAGAUGUAUGUGAACACAACGCACUGCGUGCGGGAGGCUCACCAGAAGGGCGCCGAGAUCACCUCCAUUGUGUUCUCCUACAUGGGCCAGCAGCUGGCCACCCGGAGCAACGAUGAGACCAUGAAGCUGUGGGAUCUGCGGCAGUUCAAGCAGCCGCUUCACACCUGGACGAACCUGUUUUCCCGCUACGACAUGACCGACUGCUGCUUCAGUCCGGACGAUCGCAUGCUGGUCACCGGCGAAUCGCUGCCCAAAGGCCAGACCGAAGCGAACUUGUAUUUCUACAGCACCAAGAGCUACGAGGAAGUGCAGCGCAUCCCUGUGUCCGGCUCGCACGUGGUGAAGACCCUGUGGCAUCCGAAACUCAACCAACUGUUCGUGAGCUGCGGCAACGGAACUAUCAAGUGCUAUUAUGACGAACAGCGAAGCAUUCGGGGAGCCAAGUUGUGCGUGGUGAAGACGCAUCGCAAGAGGCAGCCCAUGGAAAUGGUGGGAGUGUCCCAGAUCAUCACUCCGCAUGCCCUGCCCCUGUUCCGGCAGGAGAAGUCACGCACUUCGCGCAAGCGCAUGGAGAAGGCGCGCAUGGAUCCGGUCAAGUCCAAGCGGCCGGACUUGCCCAUCACCAGCGGACAGGGCGGUCGCGUGGCCAGCUCUGGUGGCACGCUCUCCUCCUACGUCAUCCGCAAUCUUGGCCUGAGCAAGCGUGUGGACGACGACCAGGAUCCGAGGGAGGCCAUCUUAAAGUUUGCCAAGGAUGCGGCCGAGAAUCCCUACUGGAUAGCUCCUGCCUACAAGCAGACGCAGCCGAAGGCCAUCUUCUCCGAGAAACUGCCCGCCGAUGAGCCGGCCAGCAAGAAACCCAAGACAGAGGCAGACAAAUAAGUAGUCAGUCUAUUCAUAAGUGCUUAGAAAUGUAAAUAAACUCGUUACGGUUACAGAACGUAGCUACGUAGCUUAA